UCGGGCGCCCGCGACCCAGUCCGCUCUGACGUUUAAUCGAGCCGCCGGUGUGCCCUAUCGGACACAGUCCGAUCCACCACCGCAACAUACAUUUUAUCAUAUUUUUAACGUAUCGGAGGAAUUGGGCGUGGGUGUCAACAGUGCGUAGUGGUCACAGUGAGGUCUAGGCCGGGGUGUCUUGAAGCGGGCGGCAGCACGGGCAGUAGACGGCGGGCGGCCGCGGGCAGGCGCCACUGGGCCCGCCCGAGCCAGCAGCUGGCUCUGUUUACAAGCCGCGCCUGCACUCGCGAGCCCCGUGCGCCCGCUCGCUGCAACACGCAACUCCUUUCCUAUUCGACGUUGUGAAUUUUUAAGUUUGCGAACAACCAACGACGUUAGAUAGAGGUAUUUGAAUGCUUAUUAAUGUCGACUCUCGCCCGAGUGAAGUCGUAGUGCAAUAUUAGUGUCACGAACCGCUCAGAGCACAAUCAUCGAAUCCAAAUUGUCAUUCGAGUGAUAUCACUACUUCAUAAAUAUGGGUGCUAAAGAAAGCGUGGAGGCUGCUAAAUUUUCUGCGCAAAAUUGGAACAAUUUUGAGGCAGCAUAGUGCAGUGCGCCGAGUGCGGAACACGUACGAUGGGCAACAAGCUAUCGGCGUGCUCCUGCGCACCCAUCCUGCGCAAGGCGUACCGCUAUGAAGACAGCCCGUGGCAGAACUCGCGACGACGCGACGGACAUCUACUACGACUAUGGGCCGAAGUGUUCCAUGUGUCAGCGUCCGGAGCAGGCACGGUCAAGUGGCAGCAGGUGUCCGAAGACCUGGUGCCGGUGAACAUCACGUGCGUGCAGGACUCGCCAGAAUGCGUGUUCCACAUCACCGCAUACAACUCGCAGGUCGACAAGAUCCUCGACGUGCGGCUAUUGCAACCUGGAACUCGGAUCGGUCAAGCAUCAGAAUGCUUCGUGUACUGGAAGGACCCCAUGACCAACGACACUUGGGGCCUGAACUUCACCUCGCCGAUCGACGCCAAGCAAUUCAAGGAGUGCUGCUCACCAUCCUUUAAAUUCUCGCGUAAGGCAUCUUCGAGCUACAGCCUAAAGCUAGAACCGCCGGGCAGCAAACAGAAGAUGAAGGCCAAGAGGAAACCACUCUCCACGCCGGCCAGUCCUAAUCGAUCCAGUCUGAACUACCGCGAGCCGCAGUGCACAUGCAUGUCGCAGGAGCAGUAUGCUCGACUCAGGGCUCAAGAUCCGAGAUACCGUUCUUCGACAUUACCCCGCACGUCAGCGCGCGCCAUGGAAGCCGAGGCGAGUGCGGCCGCCGCACGCACAGACAAGGUGGCUGCGGCAACCUCAUCUACUUCGCUGUACGACAACGUCACCGGCUCACAGCCAGCUCACCAGCCUCCGCCAAAACCUGCAGCUCGUCAGACUGACUCGCAGCCGCCAACGCGGCCCCCGAAGUCCCAGGAAACAUCCACUAUGACCACCAACACUUCAACGGCGCCUAAAACCGUUACCGCCUCCGUUGGCACACAUGGCACAAAUACUAACGAAGAUUCCCAAGCGUCGGGCGGGGCCUCAGCGCAGCACGGCCAGGAUCUCAAGUCAGAAGGUGUGCAAGCUGGCGGGACGCUCACAACAUCCAAGUCCUCGUCUACAUCCACGAGGCCGGGCAAGGAACAUCUGCAGCACACUAAGAGCAUCGACUAUGGAGAUGGGAACGAAUCGUCGCGGGAGUCGGACCGGCACUCGAUGCACCAUCACAACGUCAUCAACAACAACACCUCGGGCUCGCGUCGCACAAAGUCAAAGAGCACAGAAGAUAUGAAUAUGGAUUCAAGCACUCUGAAACGCAUGCUCAAGCCAAUGCCCUCAACGGAGAGUCCUGUAACAUCCCCCGAGAUGGGUCGACGGCGGUACGGCGGCGCCGGCCCUUGCCCGCCCGCGUGCGGGGCCCAUCCGCACCGCCACGGCCCGCACUUGCACCACGCGCAUCACACGCACGCCGCGAACAACAACAGCCGGCAAUCCUCUCAGCGCCGCGGCGUGGGUGUCGGCGCCGCACCGAGCGGGUACCCUGGCCGCGGCCUGUACCUCGAGUUGGGCGGGGGAGGGGAGCGCGACAUGUCGCCGCCGUCGGACAACGUCAUGUUCGACAACCAGUGCUACGCGACCACGCCCUCCUCGUCCAAUGGCAACUCGGAUCAGGAGCCGUGUCAACGGCGGGAUGGCAGGCAACACCAUCAUCCGCAGCAAAAGCCUUGCCUAUCCCGGCAAGCAUCGCAAUCGAGCGCCACACCUGCCCCCGGCUCUCCCACCUCGCGCCUCCUCCUCGAGUACGAGAUGCAUCUCCGCAACACGCUGGCCAAGGGCAUGGACGCCGAGAGCUACAGUCUCCACACCUUCGAGGCGCUGCUGAGCCAGAGCAUGGAGGAUCUAGAAUACAACGACAAUAUGCCGCCUUCGAAUCCACGAAGCCCCUAUCCACCACGACGUCGACCGAACCAAGAAUCCGUUCUACACUAUUUGAGAAACCUUACGGAGGCAGCCAUAAGGGCUAGAGGAGGUGCGGCGACGCAGUGCUCCGGUGGGGGUGGCAGCCGAUCAUCCACGUUGCCGCUGCCGCAUCGGCUGGGCGUUGAGAGGCAGCACAGCGCGCGGUCUGACCGCGACGGGUACUACAGCGAUCGCAACGAGCUUAUGCGGGAGCGAGAGCGGGAGCGCGAGCGGGGCUACUUAAGUGAUCACAGUUCAAGAGACCGCAUUAGGGACCGGGAUCAAGGGUACCUGAGCGACCAUCAAUCAAGUUUCGUAAGCGCGUCCCGUUGUGCGUCCUGCAUCGGCGAGUCGGCGAGGGCGGCGUGGUACCGGCACUCGGACGGCUGGCGGGGCGCGCCCCCGCCCGGCCCGCGCCGCUCCCCUUGGGACUCUCUGCCUAGCUUGCGGCAUGAAGGCAGCCUCAACGACUCCGGGUACCGGAGUAACAGAGCUGACAGCUUCGAGCAGAGGGGCGUUUUUGACCGGCAAGACAGCGUGCGAUCUGAGUAUACCAGCGAUCGAGAAUCGUCGCGCUACGGGAUAGUUCAACAAGCUUCCAUCGACAGCACCGACUCCAGGAUAUGCUAUCUGACGUCUAGUGAGAUAUCGGACGAUGAUCGUAUGUCACUGACGACGGCGGUGUCUGACGAAGAGGACCCAGGCGAGAGCGCGAUGAACUCUCCGUACAAGGGAAAGCAGACCGGCGCUGCGGCGGCCUCUUUCAACUGCACUGGUGCUGUUAGAAAAGCUGGAUUCCUGAGUGUGAAGAAAUGGUUGCUACGCAAGAAACAUCAGAUCGAAUUAGCUCGUAAACGAGGUUGGAAGGGCUAUUGGGUAUGCCUAAAAGGCACCACGCUCCUCUUUUACCCGUGCGACUCGAGGGAGGGCCGCUCCGUCGAGGCGGCGCCCAAACACCUGAUCAUUGUUGACGGAGCCAUUAUGCAGCCCAUCCCUGAGCAUCCGAAGCGUGAUUAUAUAUUCUGCUUGAGCACCGCGUUCGGAGACGCAUAUUUAUUCCAAGCACCUUGCCAAGUGGAAUUGGAAAAUUGGGUGAACAGUAUACACAGUGCUUGUGCUGCAGCCUUCGCCAGGCAUCGCGGCAAGACCGGCACCCUCCAUCUGCUUCAAGAAGAAAUCUAUCGUCUCGAGAAAGCCAUCGAAUCUGAUCACAAGCUGAAGCACAUGGCGGACCUGCAACAGUCCGUGGUGUCGGAUCCCGAGACGCGGGCGCAGCUGGCGGUGCAGAUGCUACAGUGGGAGGAGAACCUGGAGCGGCUGCAUUGCGAGCAGUUCCGCCUCAGGUGCUACAUGGCCAGCUUACAGAGCGGCGAACUGCCUAACCCGAAGUCUUUGCUGACACACGUGUCUCGCGGUACGAAGAGCACAUUGAACAAGCUGGGCGUGUUCACUGUGUCAUCGUUCCACGCGUUCAUCUGCGCUCGCUCACCGUCGUUGCUGAACAACCUGCUGGCUGGCCGCGGCGCCACGAAGCGCAGGGCGCCAAACCUCUCCCGCUCCAACUCGGGAUCCAGCCGGCGGUCUAUGCAGAUGUCACGCGACGAAGGCGAGGCUGCGGUCAGAGUGUCCCUGCCAGAGGGCACGACCGCAACGGUGGGGGUGCGCGAGGGCAUGACAGUGGAGGAGUUCCUGGCGUCCGCCUGCGCCCGCCGCUCGCUCAACGCCCUCGAACACUUCGUCAGAGUCAAGAAACGCCGCGACAUGGAGGAUCACAAUUACUUCGUGCCGCAUCGCAGCGACCUCAUUGAGACUUACUUACACACCCACGAAGUAGUGGAGGUGUGCGCCAAGAUCCUGUACCAAGUGGAGCUGCAGAGGAACACCCUGGAACAGAUGUGGGGCUUCAGCGUGGAGGCCGAGCUCAUUGAGAACGCUGAGCGCCAAGAUGAGCUCUGCUGUUACGUCAGCCGCGUCGAGGACAAGAGUGUAGCCAUGCAAAACGGUAUAAUCAAAGGCGACGAGAUAAUGGUGAUCAACGGAGCGAUCGUAUCUGACCUAGAUAUGAUGUACUUGGAGAGCGUAUUGCAAGAGGAACUCUCGCUCGUCAUGAUGAUGAGGUCAUCACGCACGGAGCCACCCGAGCUAGCAGGAAUGAUGCGAGCCGCCACCGACGACAUAAUCGACUCGCUCGUGUGCCCGCCGCCGCCGACGGAUCCGCCUGUCAUCUCCGACGAUAUGAUCUCCGGCCUCAUCGUCCCGGCACCGGCUUGGAGCAAGGAGUUGUACAGCCCGGAUGCGGAUGGGCACGGGGACGUAUCCGGACCGCCCAAAGUCAGUUCCCGGACCAACUCGUUCGAGAUAGAAAACCUGCUCAAGAGCGCGGAGCAAGUGACGGGCUGGUGCCGGUCGCCGGCGGAGACCCGCCGCGGCAGCCCGACGGGCAGCGUGGCUAGCGCUGCCGCCGGCACGCCCUCGCGACACCUCUCCGACGCCGAUAAGCUGAGGAAGGUGCUGUCGGAACUUGUCGACACUGAACGCGCUUAUGUCAAGCACCUUAACAAUUUAUUAGAGAAUUACUUGGAGCCUCUGAAAAGGGAGACUUUUUUAUCGAAUGCCGAGAUCAACGCGCUGUUCGGAAACAUCCAGGAGAUUGUAACGUUCCAGCGGCAAUUUCUGCAAAACUUAGAGGAAGCGCUUGAAUCGGAGCCCAACUUCCAUCACUUUGAAAUUUCAAACCAAUUUAAGAAUAUUCUGUUCGCCGUGGGAAAUGCCUUCCUCUACUACGUAAAUCACUUUAAAUUAUAUAGCUCGUUCUGCGCUAGUCACAGUAAAGCACAAAAGGUUUUACAUCCAAAUGAAGGCAAUCAGGCACUGCAAGAAUUCUUGGCUGCCAGAAAUCCAAAACAACAACAUUCGUCAACUUUGGAGUCGUACUUAAUUAAACCAAUUCAGCGGAUACUUAAGUACCCAUUACUGCUCCAGCAAUUGAGAAAUCUGACUGAUGCAAAUUCCGAAGAACAUCUACAUUUAGUAGAGGCUUUGAAAGGCAUGGAGAAAGUUGCUGAACACAUCAAUGAGAUGCAACGAAUACAUGAAGAAUAUGGUGCUAUAUUUGAUCACUUGUUUAGACAACACCAAAAGUCUUGCAAGCAACCAAUAGAUCUAAGUCCUGGUGAUUUGUUAUACUACGGAGGUGUAGAAUGGUUAAAUAUUUCAGACUUUUUAGGUAAAAUAAAGAAAGGAUUGGAACUGCACGCUAUGUGCUUUGUAUUUAAAUCAGCCGUUGUCUUCCUCUGUAAAGAAAGACUGAGACAAAAGAAAAAGUUAAUGGGAGUAUCUUCAAAGAAUAAUUCGAACGAGGUAGAGAUAAUUCGAUAUCAAGUGUUGAUUCCGGUGACAGAGGUCCAAGUGCGAGCGUCGUCUGCGAAAGAUAUGGACAGCCACUUCCUUUGGGAGCUCAUCCAUUUGCGCAGUCAGCUACAGCGGCGCUCUGAGAAGGUUUACGUGCUGUCAAACAGCACCGCAGAUUUCCGGAACGCGUUCCUGAAGACGAUCCGGCAGAUCAUUCGCGAGUCAGUUCGCAACAUGGCGCUGCCCACGAACCGACCGGCCCCCAUGCCGCCGCGAGCACCGCACACGCUCGAGCGAGACCGCCCGAAACACCAGGUGCAAGUGAUGCAAGGAUCUCAAACACUUGGGAAAACGAAAAAACCGAAAACUUCGGGGCAGCGGUUAUCAGCCGGCAACAUUGAGGUCGGUGAUCUUUCGCGCGAAAACUCCCAAGAUGCCGAGGAGCCACCUCAAGAGGCGCUCGCAGACGAGCCCGUGUUCCGGCACCGCAGCAAAACGCUCGGGGACGCCGCCGAUACCCAAGCCAGUGUAAAGCGCGCGCCGCCGCCGCCGCCGCCCGACACCGACAAGUCGGACCCCGGCUCCAAGUCCGAGGGCGAGGACGAGCACCCGCAACCUCCUCCCAAGCGAGGGUUAGGCAGAACUCCCAACCAUCUGACAUUAAGCACGACGUCGACGCUGAGCGCCGGCAGCACCGGCAGCCAGGCCAAGUUGAUCCAGUCCUCGCACCAGCCCACGCAGUACCAGCCCACCAUGGUCAAAGAACUCGGAUCGCCCGUGUGGAAACCGCGCGACAUGUUGAGCGAGGCGAGCGUGGGGGCCGGCGGGGCGGGCGCGGGGGCGGCGGGCGGCGCGCCCUCCGCGCCCACCACGCUGCCCCGCUCGCAGCGCCCCGCGCCGCGCGCGCACCACCUCUCCGCGAGCCGCAAGUCGCUCGCGCCGGACCACCGACACUAGACUCCCGAGACCACGACCUUCUGUCCCUCGCCCCUACACAUGACCCUUCGACCGACUCCGACUGAGGAAUCUUCAACGGGCUCGAAGUUCUUUCCAGUCAGUCGCUCGUAGAUCCAAUUUUCGUCAUCCCACAGGUCCCGUUAGUGUGGGUAAUUCACACUGCCUACAGCGGGGCUAAUUUUAGCUAAUGGUAAAGAUAAAUCCGUUUUAUACCGUUAAACACACAAUAGCAAAAGUCCCUUGUUAGAUCAUUUCAUUACAAUCGAAUGUGAUUUUUGUUUCGCGAUUAUCUUUCGUUAAGUUUGUAAACCUAAUUCGGCACACCUCAUUUUUCUGUUCUGAUUCAAUCUAAGAAACAGGCAUAAUAAUUUUAUUGUGACUAAUUUAUUAAGUAGCCCGUAGUUAUUUCAAAAAAAGUUCAGUGAGCCUUCCGCACUAUUAAAGCAUUUCACAAUUUUCAGUACAAAAUCUGUUUCAAUAAUGUUUUUAAACACGUAUUGUGUUCAAAACGCGAAAGAUUUCUCCAUUUUUCUGUUCAACUAUAAACUUUCACACGAUGUACGUUGUCAAGGUGCAUUGAUCAAGUUAUUGUUUAAUUUUGUUACAACAUUAUAUUUUUAGUCUGUAUUUAUGUUUGUAUAUUUAAUACCUAUCCUUGUAAUCUCGAUUUCUAAUGAAUAUUUUUACCUAUAACAACGCUCAAAAUCAUUCCAGUAUUCAGUUUCUCUACUGGACAAGUGCAAAUUGUGAAUACGCAUUUAUUUAUAUAAUUUGUCGAUGAACACUUGAUUAUGUAAGUUACUAAUUAAUUUAAAAUAAAAUAAAAACUCAUCUGUGCCACAAUACAAAUUCGUACCUUAAUAUUUCCUAGUAAAUGCACUUCCUAUCGUACUUAGAACUUACCUACAACUAUCACAUCUAAAUAAAAUACGUAGGUACCGUUAAACUGAUAGAAUCUAAGUUUCAUUUCGACCUAACAUAGCUAAAUGCUUAAAUAUUUCGAUUGCGCUACUAUUUUGCUUUCUGAUUGGGAUCAUAACUGCACCUACAUCAUACAUAAUGUUAUACUGGUCACUUCUUAUGAUGUCACCUGAUCACCUUGCAAAAAAAUAGUGCAGUUGAAUAGGUCUUGUAUAAAAUAAAUGACAAUAUCAAUAGAAUUUCAGGCAAAAACUGAAGUCACAUUCCAGUUUUUGUUCCGCUGAUAGUAUAAAAUAAAUCUUGUAUUGUAUUAUAUUUUAAACCAUUAAACUGAAGAGAUAUCCAAUAAAGACUCUAGCGACAUUAUAUUUACCUAGUAUUUUAAAAGUGAUUUUGUUACUUUAUUGUGUAUAAUUAUUAGGAGUUAAAGAGAGUGUUCGAGUGCAUCUUCCUAAACGGACUUCUGUGCCAAAUUGGGUACUCACUCUACCUAUGCUUUAUAAUACUCACAGACAACAUAAAUAAAUACUUGUAUGGUAAGAGUAGUUAGCUGUAAUGUACUUGCGUUUCAUUUGGUCGCAUUUGCAAUGCAAAACUCACUACCCUAUAGUUCAAAAUGCACACACCCUAAUGGAAAAGUACACUAGGUAGUUUUGAUAAUAAUUUCUCUUCGUGAUCAAAUUCGAAAGUUCUAUCAUAGGCUAGGCGAAUGUAACAUCUUUCCUAUACACCGUUAUGUUGUUUUGUUUUGCAAUGAAACAAAAUUUUACCCGAAGUUUCUAUAGUAGAUUAUGCUUAUUGUAGAUGUUUUACUUGAGAUGAUGAAUUGGUUGAACUGAACAGGUAGACAAUUGCUCCGUUUCGUCAACUGCUGACAUUCAUAUUUAGUACCUAAACUAUUUACUUGCAGUGGCAUUUAUGUCUUAUAAUUUCCUUUUGAUAACACUCUCAGUUGAAGUUUUGUACUCUCACUUGUAGCGUGAUGUCAAAAAGAGAUUAACAUUUUGAAGUUUGAAUGCUUGAGUUAGUUGAGUGAGUCGCGUGACGCCUGGUUUUGAUACUCUGUUAGUGGCUGAUAGCUUUGCCAAUCUAAAACUUUCUUAGCCUACUUAUUUAAAGGAUUUGCUAUGCCGAGAUGCAAUGAACAGCAAUCGUAAAAGUUAAGAAAAAAUAUCUCCAUGUAGUAAGUAUAUUAACAUGUAUACCUAGCAACAUAAAACUACAUGCUAGACGAGCGAAAUCAAAUGCUUGAAGUAGUUUAAGCUGAAGCCACCAACAGAGUGGAGUCAAUGUCAGCCUGGACAUAUCACCAACGGAGCGAUCGUCUGGAACACACUCUCGUAGUUUUCUUGCUCUCGUUCACGACACCUAUGUUACAGUUACCUCACACUAAAUAAUAUUGUAUAUUUAUUAAUAAUUACUAUGUAGAUUGUGCAAUUAUUUAUGAAUUAUGACCACAAAACAUAAUGAUUACAUAUUUUGACUUUACGUGCCGUUUAAAUGAUUGUUUUGUGAUUUAUUAAAAUAAAACCUGUUUAUUAAUAUACAUAUGUUAAAAUAUUCGAAUUUAAUAAUUACGAACUUAUACAAUCAAUUUAUAGAUAUUAUUAUACUAAGAAAAUAUAAUUAAUAAAAUGAAUAAACAAAUAUGAGUGAAAAUGAAGAAAGCUCAUUAAUUGCGAAUGUAUUUCAUACUUCAAUGACAUUUGAAAGUAACGUAGGGAAAAUGAGUGAAUAUUUAGAAAGACUUAUUGAAGUAAAAUACGAAGGUAAAUAACCUAAUGUUAUAAUAAGUAUUGAACUUUUAUAAGUUUGCGUUGUAUAGUUUAUGACACAGUUUCAUUUGUGCAUCGUGUAUAGUGAAUCGUUUACUCGCAUGUGUAUUUGUAUUUGAAGCAAAAUCAUUUUCUACCCAUUUGUAACGAUUGUGUGAAUUGACAAACUUCUCCAUUGACAGUGCACAUUUAGCUACUGAAACUUAAUUUUAACUGAGACAUAGAGAUAAUAACUAAUACUCUGGUUUGAAAUUGUGUUCGUUUUUGUUGCUGGUUUCUUACUUGGACCUCUUGCAUUUAAACGCCAACAGCGCUUGGUGUCUACUGAUACUUUGCUCAAUAUUCUUCAUUUGACUCGAAAGCCUAAAAUUAAAAGUGCCUUCACAUAUUUUGGGAAAGCAAUGUGCACGCACCCUUCCUGAAAUGUGAACACUGCACGAGUGGCAGCAGUUUGUCAACCGCCUCCCGACUUUCUUUGUAUAAUUGAUGUAUGUAUUUGACUCGUUUCAAUGUUCGUUUUGUUAAAUUUUGUGACGAAGAUGGAAAUUACUUUUUAUUGCUUAUGAAUAAAUAUGAAAUACAAUU
This is a messenger RNA of Leguminivora glycinivorella, 10067 nucleotides long. RefSeq names its product protein still life, isoform SIF type 1 (gene sif). The record is from RefSeq and is a predicted model, not a curated record. Lineage: Eukaryota; Metazoa; Arthropoda; Insecta; Lepidoptera; Tortricidae. Gene Ontology annotation, molecular function: guanyl-nucleotide exchange factor activity; protein binding. Gene Ontology annotation, cellular component: synapse; membrane. Gene Ontology annotation, biological process: small GTPase-mediated signal transduction; activation of GTPase activity; positive regulation of axonogenesis. The transcript is spliced from 43 exons. Bases 616 to 6786 code for a protein of 2056 amino acids.